AAACGACCUUUAAUGGGGCGAUAAAGUCAUACGGUAGUUUCCCAUACUAUUUUUCUCUCAGGCGAAAUCGUAUCGACCGCGUAUAUACUGACUACAAAGAGACUUUUUUUUUUUUUUUUCGUGGAACGAAGAUCGUCCAACACCAUGGCAAGCCUCUAUAGAGGCCAAUCGAGGAAAGAUAUUAAGCCUAGAGGACGUCAUCAUGGGUUAACUCAACAGAAGCGGCAAGAGAUAAAAGAAGCAUUUGAUCUGUUUGACACGGAUGGCUCAGGAACUAUUGAUGCCAAGGAGCUAAACAUUGCAAUGAGGGCUCUGGGUUUUGAAAUGACAGAAGAGCAAAUAAAUCAAAUGAUUGCUGAUGUAGACAAGGAUGGCAGUGGUGCAAUUGAUUUUGAUGAAUUUGUGCACAUGAUGACAGCCAAGAUUGGAGAAAGGGAUACCAAAGAAGAGCUUAUGAAAGCAUUUCAAAUUAUUGACCAAGAUAACAAUGGAAUGAUAUCUGCUGCAGACAUUAAGCGUAUUUCAAAGGAAUUGGGUGAGCACUUUGAAGACUGGGAAAUUAAAGAGAUGAUUGAGGCAGCAGACCGUGAUCGUGAUGGAGAAGUUAGUGUUGAGGACUUUAUGAGGAUGAUGAGAGGAACUUCCUAUGGACAUUAGAAUUAAAUUGAACUUCUGUAUAUUGUUGCAAACACUAAUCCGUGAAGAUGUUCUUGUUCUUGGUUCUGUUUUUAUUUCCGUGAAGAUGUUCUAUUUCGACAUGGUUCACGAAUAUGAAAAGAAUAUGUAAUGGGUUAUGAGUGCUGGAUGACAUGGACAAGAUUACUUAAGCUUUAAUUUUCGUUUCGUGGAA
Cornus florida is the source of this 850-nucleotide messenger RNA. RefSeq names its product caltractin. The transcript is spliced from 7 exons. The record is from RefSeq and is a predicted model, not a curated record. Gene Ontology annotation, cellular component: centriole; centrosome. Lineage: Eukaryota; Viridiplantae; Streptophyta; Magnoliopsida; Cornales; Cornaceae. Gene Ontology annotation, biological process: centriole replication; mitotic cell cycle. Gene Ontology annotation, molecular function: calcium ion binding. Bases 145 to 657 code for a protein of 170 amino acids.